AGAGCGCUGGGAGCCGGAGGGGAGCGCAGCGGUGCAUAGCGUAAUGUCCAUGUUGUUCUACACUCUGAUCACAGCUCUUUUGAUCGGCAUACAGGCAGAACCAUACACAGAGAGCGAUGUCCCAGCAGGACACACCGUGCCCCAAGCCCACUGGACUAAGCUUCAGCACUCGCUCGACACAGCUCUCCGCGGAGCCCGCAGCACGCCUGCGGGGGCGAUAGCGGCCCGGGUGGCAGGGCAGGACCGCAACAUCACCGUGGACCCCAGGCUGUUCAAGAAGCGGCGGCUCCGCUCACCCCGCGUGCUGUUCAGCACGCAGCCCCCGCCCGAGGCCGCGGACGCCCAGGACCUGGACGCGGAGGUCGGCGGCGCCGCCCGCUUCAACAGGACUCACAGGAGCAAGCGGUCCACGACCCACCCCGUCUUCCACAGGGGGGAGUUCUCCGUGUGCGACAGCGUCAGCGUGUGGGUCGGGGACAAGACCACCGCCACGGACAUCAAGGGCAAGGAGGUGAUGGUGCUGGGAGAGGUGAACAUUAACAACAGUGUGUUCAAACAGUACUUUUUUGAGACCAAGUGCCGGGACCCCACUCCCGUGGACAGCGGGUGCCGGGGCAUUGACUCCAAGCACUGGAACUCGUACUGCACCACGACUCACACCUUCGUCAAGGCGCUGACCAUGGACGGCAAGCAGGCCGCCUGGCGGUUCAUCAGGAUCGACACGGCCUGCGUGUGCGUGCUCAGCAGGAAGGCCGGGAGGAGAGCCUGACCUGCCGCCGCCCCUGCCCCCGCCGCACCCUCCUGGGCCCCUCCCUACCUCAACCUGUAAAUUAUUUUAAAUUAUAAGGACUGCAUGGUAAUUUAUAGUUUAUACAGUUUUAAAGAAAGCAUUAUUUAUUAAAUUUUUGGAAUCAUCCUGUGCGCCAGUACUCAAGUCCUUUUCUUCAGUAAGGCCAUCAGCAGGUUUUGGGAAGAUGUGGGGUGAAUUGUCGGCAGCCAGCCCUAGCUACCUCUAGGGCCUCCCCUGGAACCUCACUCCAGUCCGCUAGGACUGCAGUUCAGGGAAGGCUGACGGGGUUCAGGUAUUAGCCUGAGCCGGCAUGAUUGGGAAGGGAGGGCUACCGGAUUGCAAGUGUGUUCUGCAUUCCGGAGCCAAAGCUACCUAAUCCUUGGAUUACUCGCCCCACAGCGGGGACCCACGAGCCUGAUUGCUUCACUUGGGGAAGUUAGUGGAGCUUCAUCAGAUCACCACUGGGCUUGGGGCUGCCCCGGGCAGCAGAGAGGCCCAGGCUUGGUCCUGCAGGGACUCACUAGAUAGACAGGAGGAGGUUUGCACCAAAGACCUGUGAGGCUGCCUAUUUUUAGAGGGAGAUCUGCUGUCUGGAAGAGCUGUAACAGAAUAAUCUCAUGAGGCUGUCACGGUAGAUCUGAUUUCAUGUUAAGAUUGCCUUCGUACUAAUGGCUGCCCCCCAGUUUAUCCCUCAGUGGCUUCCUGCAGAAAGACUUCAUUACCCCAAGAAAACAUUAGGGCCUCUGACACUCUUGCCACCCACUGACAGCCGUAGCAGCGACUUCCAGUGGCCCCAGCGUUGGCCCCAACAGCCAGGGAAGGCAGAGACCUGUUGGGAAAGAGCUUCUGACAACUUUUUGAUUCUUAACUGGUUGAUUUCCAAAGGCCAUGGGACCUGUAGAGAAGAGGUGGGGGAGGAAGGCUAAGGCGAAUGGAGUGAGACCGUCACAAUGAACGGGAAGAUGCGGCCCAGCCGGGAGGGAGCAGUGGCUUUCUGUUCCUCCCUGGCAGGGGAGAUGGAGCAGGGGACAGAGAGAGAGCAGAGGGCUGCAGGGAAGGGGAGGGGAGGGCGCAGCAGGAGGAGGAAGGUGUGUCCUCUCUCCUUCACAGGCAUGCCCCUGCCUCCAGCAAUGUCACCAUCCUGGGCAGUGUUUGUGGGGUUUUUAGAUGUGCUCAUCACCACUGACUGUAUCAAGAGCAUCUUAGAGAGAGGUGAAGGUAACAGAGAGACCGCCAGGUUCAGCCUGGAGCAGGACUCCACCCAGCCUCACAUGCCACCUUCCCCUGCAACUUUCAUUUGGUAUUUUCCCUGAAACCACAUUUUUCCCCCCAGACAGAGCACUUAUAUUUGACACAGACAUUUUACUCUCCCAUCCAUCCCUUCUCCCCUCCAAGGAUGAAAUGCCUACUCUGGUGUUCAAGAGAACAGGACCAAAUUGUCCAUCCGAGAAAUAAGCAAACGGUCGUAUUCUUUCCCUCUGCAAGGCUCGCUGUCUGCCCCACCCCCACCCCAUCCAAAUAGGGCAAAUUAGAAACGUAGGGAGCUUUGGCACGAGAGCCAUUUGAUCAGGGUAAAAGCAUGAUGAAAUGUGCUCUGUUUUUUCUAUCAAAGCUACUGCAAUUGGAAUAAAGAUUUAUGUUCAAGAAACACCAACCAGAACAUUCUGUGCUGAGAUAGUUGGUGAGAUAAAGGCCUGGGGAGGGAGCCCUCCCACUGACCUGGCUUUGUGGCUUUUUACUGGCCUCCAAUGCCAGUGGCCUCGGUCAUUUCGGGCCCCACUACAAACAGUUCCUGGGGGGAAGGGAGGGCUUUCUCUUAGGGCUGGACAGGCCUGCAGGUCCCGGAUUUGGGGAGACAGGAGUGGAGAGGGAGGCAUGCAGGAGGCUCCCAUCGGAAGGGUUUGUUUGUGAGCAGCUACACUAGCAAAGAGAGUCCUGGAGAGCUGCUCCCGGCACUGCCAGACACUUGGGACAUUGAAAAAACGUCUUUGGUUCCCAUGGGCUGCCUGAAGGGAAGACCCUCUGUGGGGGGAGGGGAGACGCUCUGAGGGAGGACUCAGGCCAAGGCCUCCUCAUCUCCUCCUCCCCAUAGGUAAGAGGAGGGCCUCCCCAUCCCAGGAAGACCACCUGCCUUCCCAAAGGCACAAUCCGCUCUAGGCCGAAACUCCGGAGCCCCAGCGUGGGAGACAAUGUUUUCACUCAAUACGAGGGGAUAUCAGUUUGGCCCAACAGCCUUGGAGCCGUCCAAAAACAACCCGAGCGCAGUGGUUUCCGCAGCCUGGGCUCUGCUCCCACUCUUGGGGAGAGC
Messenger RNA from Microcebus murinus (gray mouse lemur), 3098 nucleotides. RefSeq names its product nerve growth factor (gene NGF). Gene Ontology annotation, cellular component: axon; dendrite; synaptic vesicle. NCBI's taxonomy places the organism in Eukaryota, Metazoa, Chordata, Mammalia, Primates, Cheirogaleidae. Gene Ontology annotation, molecular function: growth factor activity; nerve growth factor receptor binding. Gene Ontology annotation, biological process: modulation of chemical synaptic transmission; neuron projection morphogenesis; negative regulation of neuron apoptotic process. The record is from RefSeq and is a predicted model, not a curated record.